AUGGACGAGUCUGCCCUGCUGGACCUCCUGGAGUGUCCCGUGUGUCUGGAGCGCCUGGACGCCUCGGCCAAGGUCCUGCCCUGCCAGCACACGUUCUGCAAGCGCUGUUUGCUGGGCAUCGUGGGCUCCCGGCAUGAGCUGCGGUGCCCGGAGUGCAGGACCCUGGUGGGCUCGGGGGUGGAGGAGCUCCCCAGCAAUAUCCUGCUGGUCAGACUGCUGGACGGCAUCAAGCAGAGGCCGUGGAAGCCCGGCCCCGGCCCCGGCCCCGGCGGCGGCGCCGGCGCCGGCCCCAACUGCACGGCCGCGGUGAGGGCCCCGGGCAGUGCUGUGGCGAACUGCAGCCCGAAGGACCUGCCGAGCUCCCAGGGCGGGCAGCAGCCCCGGGUGCAAGCCUGGAGCCCCCCGGUGAGGGGCAUACCUCAGCUGCCAUGUGCCAAAGCAUUGUACAACUAUGAAGGCAAAGAGCCUGGAGACCUGCGAUUCAGCAAGGGGGACAUCAUCAUUUUGCGGAGACAAGUGGAUGAAAACUGGUACCACGGGGAGGUCAGCGGGGUCCACGGCUUCUUCCCCACCAACUUCGUGCAGAUCAUUAAGCCCUUACCUCAGCCCCCACCUCAGUGCAAAGCACUUUAUGACUUCGAGGUGAAAGACCAGGAGGCAGACAGAGACUGCCUUCCGUUCGCAAAGGAUGAUGUUCUGACUGUGAUCCGAAGAGUGGAUGAAAACUGGGCUGAAGGAAUGCUGGCGGACAGAAUAGGAAUAUUUCCAAUUUCAUAUGUUGAGUUCAACUCAGCCGCCAAGCAGCUGAUAGAGUGGGACAAGCCUCCUGGGCCCGGCGUCGAUGCUGGAGAGUGUGGCCCGGCGACCCAGGGCAGCGCCACCCCGAAGCACCCCGACACCAAGAAGAACACCAAAAAGCGGCACUCCUUCACGUCUCUCACCAUGGCCAGCAAGUCCUCCCAGUCCUCGCAGCACCGCCACUCCAUGGAGAUCAGCCCGCCCGUGCUCAUCAGCUCCAGCAACCCCACGGCCGCGGCACGCAUCAGUGAGCUGUCGGGGCUCUCCUGCAGUGCCCCGUCUCAGGUGAGCCCUCCUCAUUUAAGAACCACUGGGUUAAUUGCGACUCCACCCCCAAGCAGCCCCGUGACAGCUGGCCCCUUGUUUCCUUUCCCAUCAGGCAUUCCCUACCAAGCUGCCCCUGGAACUAUGAACCCGCCUGUCCCCCCGCCCCCUCUCCUGGCUGCCACUGUCCUCGCCUCCACGCCAGGUGCCACCGCUACUGCCGGAACGGGGCCGAGACCCGCUGCGGGACCCACUGACCAGGUGGCACAUCUGCGGCCCCAGGCUCGCCCCAGUGUAUAUGUCGCCGUCUACCCGUACGCGCCCCGGAAGGAGGACGAGCUGGAGCUGCGGAAGGGGGAGAUGUUCGUGGUCUUCGAGCGCUGCCAGGACGGCUGGUUCAAGGGGACGUCGAUGCACACCAGCAAGAUCGGGGUUUUCCCCGGCAAUUACGUGGCACCAGUCACGAGGACGGUGACGAAUGCUUCCCAAGCCAAAGUCCCCACGUCUACCGCUGGCCAGACAAGUCGGGGAGUGACCGUGGCCAGUCCUUCCACGGGGGGAGGGCCUGUCCAGAAGCCCCAGGGAAAUGGCGUGGCUGGGAGCCCCGGGGCCGUCCCCACGGCUGUGGUGCCAGCGGCCCACCUUCAGACAAGUCCCCAAGCAAAGGUCCUGCUGCACAUGGCUGGACAGAUGACGGUCAGCCAGGCCCGCAGUGCUGUGAGGACAGUUGCGACACACAGCCAGGAGCGCCCCACGGCAGCAGUGACUCCCAUCCAGGUCCAGAACGCGGCCGGCCUUGGCCCGGCGCCUGCGGGCAUGCCUCACCACCCGCUGGCCACCCCGCAGCCCCUCCCUCCGCUGGCGGGCUCCGUCGCGCACACGGCCCCGGCCGGCGUUGGGCGUGCAAACGCCCCCCUGGCCUGCGUGGCAGCUGCUCCCCUGGCCUCCCCGAGCAUCGCCGCCACCCCCCCAGAGGCCGAGCCUGGCGGCCGGACUGUGACCGUUGCUCCCGGACUCCCCUUGUCGCCUGACGGUGCCGCGUCGGUGUGCGGGAGCAGUGCGGCCAGCAAGGCGGACAGGGACAGCAGAAAAGAAAAAAAGGGUUUUUUGAAGCUGCUUUCUGGCGCCUCCACUAAACGCAAGCCCCGAGUGUCACCCCCCGCGUCACCCACCCUGGACGUGGAGCUGGGUGGGGAGCUGUCCCUGCAGGGUGCAGUGGGCCCCGAGCUACCGCCAGGUGCUGGCCACAGCAAGCCUGGCUCCUGCCCCACGGACGGGGACGGCCCGGGGACCCCAGCGGCCAGCGCAGCACUAGCCCAGGACGCCUUCCAUCGAAAGAGUGGCUCCCUGGAUGCCACCAUCCCCAUCGCCCCGCCCCCCCGCCAGGCCUGCUCCUCCCUGGGUCCUGUGGCCACCGAGGCCAGGCCUGUCGUCUGCGAAAGGCACAGGGUGGUGGUUUCCUAUCCUCCCCAGAGCGAGGCAGAGCUCGAACUCAAGGAAGGGGACAUCGUGUUUGUUCACAAGAAGCGCGAGGACGGCUGGUUCAAAGGCACGUUGCAGCGCAACGGGAAGACUGGCCUCUUCCCAGGGAGCUUCGUGGAGAACAUCUGAGGAGACUGACCGGAAGGCGUGACAUCACACCUCAGCACAGAGCACAGGCAGGCUAGCCAGAGGGCCCAUCUGUGGACUUCCGUGGCCAGGAGACGGCAGAUGGCGUGUGGCCCCGAAGCCCACGUGGCAUGUCACGGCAACGUGGAGGAGGCACCCGCCCUCCACUCAGGAGUGAGAGGUGUGCCUUGUACUGUCUGACUACCAUACAGAGAAACCUUUUUUCUUUUUAAAGAGAUCUAACUAAAACGGACAGUUGUUUACAAGGCUUAACUAAUUUAUUUGCUUUUUUAGACUUGAACUUUUCUUACAGUAGAAAAAUUCUUUGGAUUAUGAUUCUAAGAAAUUAUUAAUUUAUGAAAUGGUAGCUAAGGAGAAGCUGGGCCGACUCCUGUUGAGAGCAAGAGAGUCUUUUCGACGUAGAAUGCAUCCCUCCCUCUGCCCUGUGGUGUCCAGGAGCUCUGUUUUGCUUCUUUAAGGCAGAAAUGCCAGGUCUCUGGUUGGGUCCUCUCCUCCGGGAAACUGCACGUGCACCUGAGUCAGUCUCGACAGGACCCGGGGUGACUGAGGGACCGAGGCAGAGACGGAGGCGAGAGGCCGGCACCGUCUCUCUGGUGUGGUCGGGAGUCGCCCUGGAGGCCCCGUCCUCAGUGUGAUGCUGUGGGGUUCAGCUUUCCUAGAAUGAAGUUGUGGCGUGACAGGGAAGAAUAAAGCACAACCCGUGAGGAGAGUGUUCAGAGCAGUGUUUAGUUUACGGCAGAAGCAGCUCAGCUUGCUCGUGGGGAACAGAGACAGCUGAAGCUGCGCUAGCCGUCGAGGUGGCUGUGACGGGCCGUUCCAUCCCCCAGUGGCCCGCGUGCCGGGACAGUCAGACCCUGGUGGGGCAGGGCUUUGAGGAGCACUGUGAGGCUCACGUGGGUCUUGUGUUCUGCCCCUGUCCCGCGUGUCCCUGGAAUCCCAUGGAGCUGGAGAUCGCGUGGUGCGUGUCGCUGUGUUUCCUGGGUGUGCGGCAGCACCAGCCCUGCAGGAAGGUGGGCACAAGCAUUCUCUGCCUCUCCCAGAGCCACUGCUGUCACAGUGUGAGGGUGCUCGCUCCGCUGCCACGGCGCCCGCAGCCCCUGCUGGGUCACUUGGAGAGCAGAGGUGUCCAGGCAUCCCCAGGACUGCCCGGUUGCAGCUCUGCAGGGCUGAGGGGAGCGAGCCCACACCUUACCGUCGUGGCAGGGCCAGCGGAGCCCCUCUUUUGAGGUCCACUCUUCGAUGUCACGACAGUGCUCUGUGGUCAUGGGUCGGAUGGGCCUGAAGACACCAGGCGGGAAUGCAGUCUCCUGGGGAAUGAGACCGGGACCACCGCGCUCUCGUGGGAAAGACAGAAAUAAACCUUUCUUCUUUUUUUUUUUAAACUGAGAAAUAGAAACAUGAACCAAAAAGUCUUGCAAUGGCGAGAGAUGGGUCUCAUGGUCUUAAAAAGAUAUAUGAUGUGGUUACAAAUGAAAUCAUUCCUAAAUUAACCUUUUUUAAAAAAUAAAAUACUGUAUAUUAUGUUCUAUGUGUUGAAUUUUUAAAAAAAAUACUUGGAUAUUCAUGUAAUAUAUAAAGACUUGGUGAAAUGAACUUUAGUUGGAAAAAAAAGCUGGCAUCAGCUUUCAUCUGUGUAAGUUGACACCAAUGUGUCAUAAUAUUCUUUAUUUUGGGAAAUUAGUGUAUUUUAUAAAAAUUUUAAAAAGUAAAAAGACUACUACAGGUUAAGAUAAUUUUUUUAUCUGUCUUUAAGCUCCACAUUUUAAGCAAUGUGAUCGAAGUACUUCUGUUAGUAGUUUCCUGGUAUAAAGUUGGCUACAAUUUCAUCUGUUAAUAGAUCACUAGGUAAUAUAAUGUAUGGGUUUUCUGUUGUUUUUUUGGAGGCAGUAGAUGGAGAUUUUGUAACAAGGGCUUGUUACACCGUGAUAUGGCAAUGAUGAAGUUGCAAUUUCUCAUUCCUCUUCCUGUCAGUAACUUGAAGACUGAAUAAAAGAUUUCAGAAUUAAACAUU
Molecule: messenger RNA, 4702 nt
Organism: Carlito syrichta (Philippine tarsier)
Lineage: Eukaryota; Metazoa; Chordata; Mammalia; Primates; Tarsiidae
Gene: SH3RF1
Product: SH3 domain containing ring finger 1
Exons: 11
Coding region: 1-2673 (890 amino acids)
Molecular function (GO): protein binding
Source: RefSeq, a predicted model, not a curated record